AUUUCCAGUGGUGGACUACAGUAAAGUACAAAUGCAAGGGUUGAAUGAUACUCAAUGCUGACUUGCAAAAGAGGAUGAGAUAAAAGUGGGACAGCUGUUGGUUGCGCCUAAGGCAAUCCUUUUACUUUUGAAGCGUUCUAGCGUGUGUUCUAGCUCUAUAGAUAUGGUACUGUAUUGUGUUUAUGACCAGUGCCUUAUCCAGGAUUGGUGGGAUUAGGGUGUGUAAAUAUGGACAAACUGGGAUACAGACUAGCCAGCCCUGUGCAGUAAAGGGACAUUGCUAAGGUUCCUACAGCUAUGUUUUAAAAAAGUUUCGAGAGACGACUAUUUUUUUUCUAGAAGCCUUGAAAUAACCUCUGAAGCAUCUUGGACAAUCAAUAAUUUCGUUUUUAUUUCUAUUUUUUUUUCUUUCCAAAAGGGGCACUAAAAAUUCUCCUGUUCUCUAUUCCCAUAUAUUUAGACUUUUCUGUCUAGGCUGGAGUGGGUACGCACCUAUCGAGAACACUGCAACAACAGUGUACUCUUCCCCAUCCGUCGACCCUGGUUAUGGGCGAUUAUUUGUGGUACGUUGACAAAAAGCUGUAAAUGCAUGAUACAUUACAAUCCAGAAAACAUAUUGAAUAGUGAUGGCAAACCAGGGAAACAAAUACAAAAGUUGCUCAUAACGAAACAUUCAAAUGCGUACCUAUGCAAAUGCGUACAGCUGUGCCCUUGUAUGUUAGUUGAUUGAUAUAAUGGUAACUACAGAAGGAAAAUAUUUUCUGCCAGAAAGUCGCUCCUAUACAACUGUACUAGAUUUUUUUUUUUUUUUUUAGAUUUUGGGUCAGCCAGGCUUGGGCUACACAAAUUCUCUAGUUAUUAGAAUUAGUAUUAGUGUUAGAAGGGAGGGGAACAUGUCCCCGGGUUAAAAGGGAGCGGAAGAUGUUCCUGGGUUAGCCGGGACACCGCUCCUCCCCAACCCCCACAUUUUUCAAACUUGAGGUGCCAUAAUCAGAAAUUUCUUACUCAGCCCCAACCAUUGUGGGGCUCAGGUGGGCCCAUAUUGUGAAUUCCUGGAUCCGGGGUCACUGAUAAAAAGUCAAAAUAUGGAUAAUACCAAUGUCAAGUAAUUUCGGGGAUUUUGAGAAAUCACAGUUGGGUCCAGGGAAAAAAGUGUGGGAAUCAGGGCCAUUGUAAAUCACAUUUGUGUUAUUCAUCCUUAAUGACAAUUUCAUUAAAAAAUUCAAAUUCAAUUCAAUUCAAAGACUGAAUGAGUCUAACUUUAGAAGUCAUUGGAAAUUAUUUUUAUCGCCAUCCUUUAUUGGUUGUACAGUAAUGAGAUUUCCAUCGCCAUGGUGACGAUUACGCUGUGAGAAGUUGAUAUGACACUAUGGAACUGCAUGACUUAACUACUUAACCAUUGUUAUCGAGAGUUGAUCCGCAAACAAGCUGUCGAGAGAGGUUACCUGGGCAGUAAUCGGACACUUUAGGGUGGAACCAGUGAAUCCUUAAUUGUAUUGCACACACCGUGUUGGCUCUGUGUACCUUUUGUACCAGCGGCGCGUUUGUCACUCUAUUGCCUCUUCCAUAUUUCUCACGGGCACCCUUUGUACCAGAAUUGUGUUUGUCUUUAUUGCCUAUUUAUCUUUGGUUGGGAAAAAUACACUACAACCGGCGCAACCGCAUAUCUUCAGUGUCUGCGAGGUUAUGGUGUUCUGUUCUGGAAGGCAAUGGUAGUUGACGUCUCCAGUUGGCUUGGAUAUACACACGGGAGGACCAAUAUCAUUUAUCUAAAUCGUGCGGCUCUGAGUAUUGACCACAAAGUGGAGAGACGCUCGCUGGACAUCCGCGUCCUUCAUCAGCACCUGCCGGCUUGCACGCGCCAACGACCAAUCAAACCCAUGGACACAGAUCCAGCGGCCAUACAGGUUCUCAAUUGUGCUUACGAACAGUUGUCCAUUGUAGUAGUCAACACUCAGCUGAAAGACACCGCAUGUCACCACGUGAUUAAUGAAAUUAUCAACCAUUGUGACGAAAGCAGUGAAGUUGAAACGAUUACGGUUGUUGCCGCCAUUCAUAUUGACGACCGGAAGUACGCACACAAAAUUAAGGGUCUUCACGAGAACACAUUUCGAUGCCCAAAAGUAACGCAAUUUCCUUCAUUACCGGACGACAUUCAUAUAUCGGAUCCGUUUAUGAAUACUCUACUGCAGUUUCUAAUAAUAGAAGACAUCCCAGCGAGAAUAUUUACAGUUCCCGGGUUCAAAUCCAUCGGAAAGCCAUCGACAGACGAUGGGUCAUUACAGAGUAUAACUGCGCUGCAGAUGGCCCUGCAUGAGUCUACCGCCCUCAACUACAGCAUUGAAGCUGCUAAGACAUUGGUCCUGGUUAGCGAAGCUCUGACUUUACCGUAUUUCAACUCAUCAUUAUGCUCAAAUCGUCUUCUCUUGUCGCUUUUCAAAUCAUCGAUUUUACAGGACUCUAUACGGUCGUGUUGUGACGGAUGCGGUUUCUGUUGUCAUAGAGGUGGAUUUAGAGUAUUUUUGUUUUCGGCACUCGGAAAUAAAUUUUUAUAUGACGCAAUAAAAAAAAAGUACUUAGUAUAUUAAUGUGUAAUAACAAUGAUGAUACUUUUACUUUUAUUAUUAAAAGGCUUAGAAAACUAAACAUGGCUUAACAUAUUGUUGUUGUUUAAUGUCUCCACAGCAAUUAACAAUUUUUGAGAAAAUGCCCUAUUUAACUGCUCUCCACACCACAUGGGCGCUUAUAAUAGCGCUUUGAGCACUACUGCAGUGGAUUUGUGCGCUUUAUAAAUCUUUUUAUUAUUAUUAUUAUUAUUAUUAUUAUUAUUAUUAUUAUUAUUAUUAUUAUUAUUAUAAUGAAUAUAAAUUAUUAUAUUCGAUUAUUACUUUUAACUCAUAUCUUAUUAUUCUUUUAUAUUUUGUUUGAUUUAUAUUAGUGUACCACAUUGCAUUUAUAUUGAAUUUAUUAUAUACCUGUUUUGUCUCACAAUUAAUGAAAGAA
Messenger RNA from Anneissia japonica, 3003 nucleotides. RefSeq lists its product as uncharacterized. The transcript has 7 exons. Bases 1710 to 2588 code for a protein of 292 amino acids. The record is from RefSeq and is a predicted model, not a curated record. NCBI's taxonomy places the organism in Eukaryota, Metazoa, Echinodermata, Crinoidea, Comatulida, Comatulidae.